This is a messenger RNA of Jatropha curcas, 2147 nucleotides long. RefSeq names its product protein JINGUBANG. The record is from RefSeq and is a predicted model, not a curated record. Gene Ontology annotation, molecular function: protein binding. NCBI's taxonomy places the organism in Eukaryota, Viridiplantae, Streptophyta, Magnoliopsida, Malpighiales, Euphorbiaceae.
ACCUUAAACGCCUGCAAAAAUCCAAAACAUUUUUCAUGUUACAAAAGUUAUUUUCGUUUUUUUAUUACCGGAACACCCAGUUUCCCGGUCGUAACGAUUACGUAUUUCAAAUAACUCCACGUGUUAGCUUAUAACACCAUUAGAUCACCAACCAAUACUUAAAUCCUCUCCUAUGUAAACACCUUUACCCUUCUCAAUUCUUUCCAGUAGUUCUCUUAUUUUCUCUUUCAACAACAAUCCACCGUUAACGUUCUUUCUCUUAGCUUUUCUUCAAUUGCCUUAUAUGAUACAAGAAACCGGCAUGGUUGCAGAGCAAAUGACGGGUUGUUUAAACAGACCCAAGUUGGGUGCUCUCUUGCACUCUGAUCCUGCAAUCUUUCCUAACCAAGAAGAUGAUAAUAAUUACUCGUUUAGCCAAAAAAACAGUUCAGCUUCUCUUUCAAGCCCUAGAUCACCUAGAAGUGGUGAAGCUUCUCCUUAUAUGAUGUCUCCUUGGAGCCAGCCAUCUCCAUAUUCUAAAUCUCCAUGGAUAAUACCAUCUCCAAUGAUUAUCAACCCUAAACACAACAACAAUGGUCUUGUUGGAUCCAUUGUACGCGAAGAAGGUCACGUUUAUUCUUUAGCUUCUUCUGGUGGUUUAUUGUAUACUGGCUCUGACAGCAAGAACAUACGAGUAUGGAGGAAUCUGAAGGAGUUCUCGGGAUUUAAAUCAAAUAGCGGUUUAGUUAAAGCCAUUGUUAUAUACAAAGACAAGAUUUUCACUGGUCAUCAGGAUGGCAAGAUCAGAAUCUGGAAGACGUCUGCUAAAGACCCUAGUGUUCAUAAAAGAAUUGGAAGUUUACCUUCUUUCAAAGAGUACAUCAAGAAAGCUGUUAACCCUAAAAAUUACGUAGAAGUUCGCAGACAUCGAAACGUUCUACGAAUAAGGCAUUUCGACGCGGUUUCUUGUUUGAGCUUGAAUGAAGAUCAGGGUUUGUUCUACUCAGGAUCCUGGGAUAAAACCCUGAAAGUAUGGCGGCUUUCAGACUAUAAAUGUCUGGAAUCAAUCAACGCGCACGAUGACGCGAUAAACUCAGUUGUUACUGGGUUUGAUUCAUUGGUAUUUACAGGUUCAGCUGAUGGAACAGUGAAAGUAUGGCGAAGGGAGCUUCAGGGAAGGGGAACAAAGCAUUUUUUGGUUCAAACACUGUUAAAACAAGAAAGCGCGGUAACGGCAUUGGCAGUAAAUCAAGAAUCAGCUGUGAUUUACUGCGGUUCUUCUGAUGGAUUGAUAAAUUUUUGGGAACGUGAAAAGCACCUAUCACAUGGUGGGGUCCUCCGGGGUCACAAAAUGGCCGUCCUGUGUUUAGCUACGGCCGGUAAUUUGGUGUUGAGUGGGUCCGCGGAUAAAAGCAUAUGUGUAUGGAAGAGAGAGCCCAGUGGGGUCCACAUUUGCUUGUCGGUUUUGAGUGGUCAUGGUGGGCCAGUGAAAUGCUUAGCCGCUGAAGAAGACGAUCAUCAUCAGUACUCCGACAAAGGAGAUCAACGGUGGAUAGUAUACAGCGGAAGCUUAGACAAGUCCGUAAAGGUUUGGCGCGUGUCAGAAAGCAUACACGCAUCAGAUUUAAGAGAGAACCAUCACCUCCAAUCACCUACGCUAAGUUAUUCUUCACCGACCACAAACAAAGGCCAUUAAAUCACAGUUAGAAAUGAAAGAUGAGUCGAGCUAAAUGGCGCGUGAAAACACGCGGAGCCAAAGGACAUUGCCAUUCUAUAGGGUGGGUCCUAUACAUAUACAGUGUCAUUGAGAUAGGGGGUACAGCGAUGGUUUAGGAAAUGGAAUGGACCAUUUGGUUAUAAGAUAUUAGAGGCAACAACCACAAAAUUGCAAGCAACCAACCAUCCUUUUUUUUUAUUAUUUUUAUUUUUAUAAAUUAGGGUUUCCUCAUGAGUGAAGCAAUGUGGACAUUUUCUUGUGUCCUAUCCUCAAAAACAUACGUGGAAGAACCAGAAAACUAGCCAUCAAAUAGUAGUUUGGUGUGGAAGUUUGUUUAUAUGGUAGAAUAUAUAGUUGUAAAUAUAUAUAUAUAAUUUGAAUUUUGUAUAUUUUAUCAUCUAUGGCUUGUAACAAAGUUAUUCAGAAGUGUACAAAAUUAAUUUCUACAAAA